UAGACAACAGUUGUUUCCAAUGACUGUCUGUGUUCCUGAGGCAGUGAACUAUCUUGUGUGACCAUAGUCUUCGGAGCAGUGGUCACGUACCGGCCUGCCGACGUGGCGGGGCGGAAGAGGAGCCGCAGCCUGCUGGCACCACACAACCGGAUCACCAUGUCCCAGGCUGAUAUAGACCCCUUUGCUGACAUCAGCUCUCCCCCCACUGAGCCCCUUCACCCCGACCUUGGAUCCUGUCAGGAUGUCCCAGCAGCCUUUGCAUCGCCUCCAGCCUCUCUACAGCCUCCUCUGAUUCCUGAGAGUUUUAAUCUCCCGCGGUCCACCACUGAGGAGACGACCACAGAGGACAUGACCACCGAGACUAACCCUUCAGAGGGUCCGACCGAACAACCAGGGCCUGCUGCUGAGGGUCAGGUGAUCAUAUGUGACCAACCAGAACCCGCCGCUGAGGGUCAGGUGAUCUUGUGUGACCAACCAGUGAGCCUGGAGCCAGACGCAGAGGCUGUAAAGGAGGAUGUGGAGAGCUCACUGCAGGAGACAGAACAAGGUUGGGGAGUUUGGAGUUCAUGGGGAAAAUCUCUUAUUAACAGUGCCACCUCUUCAGUGGGUCAGAGCCUGACCUCGGUUAAAACCAAGGCAGGAGAAGCUCUGCGCCUCCACAAGACCUCAGUAGGAGAGGAGGCGCGAGAAGAGGAGGAUGCAGUGGAGGAACAGAAGAAAGAUGGAGGAGAAGGUGGAGAUACUGAGCUGUCCGUCUCUGCCGAGUCUCCUGUUAGUGCUGCAGCUCCUGGCAGGGGCGUCUUCUCUAGCAUCACACACGCUAUGCAGAACACAGGUAAGUCAGUGAUCAGUGGAGGUUUGGAUGCUUUGGAGUUCAUUGGAAAGAAGACCAUGACUGUUCUUGCUGAGAGUGACCCGGGUUUCAAAAAGACUAAGACCCUGAUGCAGAAGACGGUGUCACUGAGUCAGAUGUUAAAGGAAGCCAAAGAGAAAGAACGGGCCCGCCUGGGCAACCAGCCAAUCAGUGUGCCCACAGCUCACUAUGGUAUUCUGUUUGACGACUACCAGGGCUUGUCACAUCUCGAGGCCCUGGAGAUCCUGUCCAAUGAGAGCGAGGCCAAGGUCCAAGCCUUCCUCUCCUCCCUGGUGGAAGAGGAGCAGGACGAGGUAAAGAAGGAGCUGAUCGUCAUUAAGAAUAUCUUCAUCAAGCGAGAGGAAGGUGAGGAAGAGGAAAAACAGGAAGAAGAAAAAGAAGAAGAAGGAGGAGAGAUGAAGGAUAACGGUGUUCUGAGUUCCCAAUUACACUGUUCAACCCCCCUAUCGGCCGACGGAGAGGAGUUUUUGAGCGUCCUCACUGAGCUGCUGUUUGAACUUCAUGUUGCUGCAACACCAGACAAACUCAACAAGGCUCGAAUGAGGGCCCAGGAUUGGGUGAGCGAGGUGGAACAGCCUGUCACUACGGAGACGGUUGACAGGGAAACGCCACAGGACCAGCCAGCAGGAGAGGCCUUACCUGGAGAAAACGAAGAGGAGCAGGAGGAGAAGAAAGACGGAGAAGAGCAUGUGGAGAAGAAGAGCGAGGGGGAGGAGGUGGAGGGAGGAGAGGAGGAAAAGAAGGAGAAAGAGAACGACCCCAGAUCUGUAGAGGCUGUCUACCUGUCAUCAGUCAGCAGUCUUGCAGAAGUGACGGCUCGCAGUAUCGAGCAGCUCCACAAGGUGGCAGAGCUCAUCCUCCACGGCCAGGACCUGGAGAAACCAGCCAGAGACCAGGCACACAUCCUCACCAGGUUGACAUGUGCCAUGUGUAAGGAGGUGGAGUGUUUGGCCAAGAAGUUCUCUGAUACGCUGCUUCUUGUUGGGGGCCAAAGGAAAGCAGAGGAGCUGAAUCCGCUGGUAAACGAUGUGCUUUUAGAGGGCUCCAACAGUACCAACUACAUUGAGAAUGCAUUGCAGCUGCUGCUGCCCGUUCUGCAGAUCUCCCACAUCCAGAGCCAGCAAUGUCGCUCCAAUUCAGAACCAUCAGCGCAGACACAGCACUAACAGACACACACACACACACACACACACACACACACACACACACACACACACACACACACACACACACACACACACACACACACACACACACACACACACUCGCCAAAUGCUCACCUGCUCGCCUUAAUGUAUCUAUUGUUGUACAGAAAGUAUACAGAAUAGAUUAUGUCAGAUUAAGAGCUUUAAUCCACAUCCCAUGCCAUCGCUAAAGGCCAAAGAUGAUUUACACAUAUGUAAUAUAAUUUUGAAGAUAACAGUUUAACAAAAUAGACACUUGUAAAAAUUACCCAUGUUUGACGUUAUUUUGACUCAGCAUAUCUUUUUCUUUGAGGACACUAACUGACUUGUUCAGAGUUUAUUCAAGCAAAGCUACUACUCAAUCUGAAAAAACAAAUAUGUUUCUGUGUCGUCUCCAAAAACUGAACCAAAAGAAAACUGCAAAAUGCCAGUAUUAGUGAUUAUACACAACACAUUUAGCUUGUUUCUUUAUUUGUUUUUUGUAUGUUAAAUGAUAUGAAGUACCACUCUUAUUCGGUUAGAUUUGACACAGAUCUGUGCUUCACACUUUAAAUGAGAAAAUAUUAAGUUCUCCUGCGUUAUUUUCUAUACCUUAUUGUUAUACUAAAGAUGUAAUGUAAAUGAAUUCAUCUGUAAUUAUGUUUUGUUAUGCUGCUAUAUUUAGUAAUAGUUAUAUAGUACAAAUAGUUUGAGUUUCGACUUAUUGGGGAUUUUUGUUUAUUAGCUUUCUUGCCUCUUGAGAGUUAGCUGAGAGGUUCGAAACCACUCUCCUCAUCUGACUCUUAGAAAGAAAGAAAAAAAUGUCACUAAAAUGUUUACCCUUAUCUUAAUAACUAAAUGACACGACAUGACUACUGCUUGGUCCAAAUCUGAACAUCUUGAAGAAGACAUUAGCCAAAACAUUUGAAUUAAUCUUGUCCUCCUUGUCCACACUUCUGGCUCCCAGGAGGUAAACAUCUCAAACAGUUUCAAAAUUAUUAUUUUUCCCCUUUUACUUCAAAUGUAAAGUUUUAGCAGCCAUUCCAAGAUGCUCACGGCGCAUCCGUUCUUUAAUAUCCAGUGUUAAAUUGGCUCUUAGCUUCAAGCCAUUUCUCUUUUUCGGCUUCUUCCCUUUUUAGAGAUGCAUUGGAGGCACGAAAGACAUUAAGCAAAGAAAUGACUGUCGUAAUGUUUUAACUCUUUCAGCUUCAUCCAGAUGAGAUUAAGCUGUGCAACAGCCAUGCUUCUGCCUUAGAAUACAAAAUGAUUUGUAAUGUGAAAUGAAAAGUCAUUUAUUUAAGUUUGGAGAGUUUACUAAUAUAUUGUGAUUCCCUUCUAAUAAUAAUGCCAUUAGACUGUCAAAAAUAAAUGUUUAACUUCA
This is a messenger RNA of Trematomus bernacchii (emerald rockcod), 3418 nucleotides long. It is a transcript of the gene fam114a1, whose product is annotated as family with sequence similarity 114 member A1. The record is from RefSeq and is a predicted model, not a curated record. The transcript is spliced from 13 exons. Bases 157 to 2040 code for a protein of 627 amino acids. NCBI's taxonomy places the organism in Eukaryota, Metazoa, Chordata, Actinopteri, Perciformes, Nototheniidae.